AUUCAUUUUAUUUUGAAAUUUACUUGCGAGAAGUUGUCGUCGUAGUCGUUGUCGCCGUCGUAAAGUUAAACGCCACAAAAAACCCCCCAUCAUAGCCAAAAGAAGAAGCAUUGAUAAAUUUGAAUUCAAUUGCGAUUAAGCGAAUAAAAAUAAGCAAUAGCAAUAAAUAAAUAUUGCGAAUCGGAAAAAUUAAAGUGUUUUUGCAACAGUUCUCUCUCCCUUUUCGAUGAAGUUGUUGCCCGCCUGUGUUUGUGUGUGCGCGAGUGAAUAAAGAAGAACAUUUUUACAGCAGCAGCAGUAACAACAACAAAACGAUCACAAACGAACCAAACCAGUCCAGUGUGGUGGAGCAAAUUAACAACAACAACAACCACAACGAAAAGAAACAACAUCAACAAUUCGGCAACAAGAUCUCUAAGCCAGCAACCACAACAACAAAAACCAGUACAAUAAUAACAAAUAAAAGCAACAGUUCCAGUCUGUGUUAUAAAAAUAAUACAACUAACAACAACAACGACAGUAAUAAUAAAAUUAGUGUCUCUGAGAAGGGGGAUCAUACAUACCAACAACAACAGCAUAUAUCUGAAGUGAAUUUGCAAAAUAAUUGUAUGUUUGUGUGUAAUUUGAUUUUACUCUCAUUACAUUCUUAUUGCCAUCAAUUACUCUGCGAGAGAGUGAGAGAUAAAGUACUUGAGAGUUGCCCAAUAAGAUUCUCAUUGAAUUAACCAGCUGCUGCUGCUCGACCAUUAUUAUUUGCAUUAUUUGUUGCCCCCCAACUUAUUUCUUCUAUUCUUCUGAAAUUUAAAUUCAUCACCAUAUCAUCGUUUUCUUUCAAUUCUUAAAGGCUAAAACAUAACGAGAAAUAAAUACAAACAACAACAACCACAACAAACUCCAUCUGUAGAAUCGUUUGUUUGACACUAAACGACGAAGGAAUUGUGCAAAAAUGAAUAAAACCUGUGCUCGCUGUCAGAAGGUGGUCUAUCCCAUCGAGGAGUUGAAGUGUUUGGAUAAGACUUGGCACAAAACAUGUUUCAAAUGCACUGAAUGUGCCAUGGCAUUGAAUAUGAAAACGUACAAAGGUUUCAAUAAAAUGCCCUACUGUGAAGCUCACAUUCCAAAGGCCAAAGCCACAGCGAUUGCAGAUACGCCCGAACUAAAGAGAAUAGCGGAAAAUACGAAAAUCCAAUCGAAUGUUAAAUAUCAUGAAGAUUUUGAAAAGGCCAAAGGCAAAUUUACACAGGUCGCCGAUGAUCCCGAGACAUUGCGUAUCAAACAGAAUACCAAACACAUAUCAAAUGUGGCCUAUCACGGUGAUUUGGAAAAGAAAGCUGCCAUGGAGAAGCAACGCGGUGCCGCCGAGGUAUCAGAUACAACAAAAGACGAAUCGGAAUAUUUCUCAGAACAAUUGGCUGCCGAACAAUUUGCACAGUAUGCCCCACAAGUCCAUGCAUCCCAUUCACCAUUGCCGCCACAGCAAUUGUCACCACGCAUGGGUGUUGCACCACAGCAACAGGCACAGCAGCAACAGCAGACGCCGUCACAUGCACUGGCACCACAGCACCAUCAAUACCUUUAUACAAAUACACCAGCAACACAGCAACAGACAAUGCCACCACCCAAUAUACAACAGCAACAACAACAACAGCACAACACGGCCCACAUUGUGCCUAGCAAUCAGACGCUGGGCAUGAACUCUCACAGCUAUCAGACAAACAGUAGUCGGCCAGGGCCAGCACAACACCAACAACACCCCUAUGCAUCGACACACCAACAACAACAGCAGCAACAAUUUAUACAACACGAACAGCAACAACAACAACAGCAAUAUCAGCACUAUCAACAGCCUCAAAUGAUGCGUCAGCCUCAAAACCUGCAGCAGCAGCAGCAAUCGCAAACCCACGGACUUAAACAAUCUUCUCAUUUGUAUCCAUCUUCUUCUUCUUCUACCCCCACAACAGCUGGCCUCUCCAAUCUACAGGGAACAUCACAGUAUCAGCAACCCAACAAUAGCUACAAUCAAUUGCGUUCGGCCAUUUUACAGAGCUCCCAUCACCCAACAGGAGCUCUGAUUCCCAACGAUUCCUCGAUGCCGGCAUUGAGCACGGCCACACCCUACAACAAUACCUAUGACCAGUAUGAUAAUAAUAGCGCCACCAGCACCACCACCGGUAAUAAUUACCCCAACAACAGUCAAAGGGCAACAUCACAGCAACAUCAACAACUCUAUCAACAGCAGCAGCAACAACAUCAGGCACAUCACAACAACAAUCAUUUGAAUAGUAGUGGUAGCAAUAACAACAACGGUGGUCUGGUGGUACCACCACCAUUGGCCUAUCAAGCACCAAAAAGCUCUUCGGCAGCCACAACACCCAGCUAUGGUGGUGGUGGUGGCAGCAACGCCAGUACAGCUCAACAGCAACUAUUCCCGAAUAAUGCCUACACGAACAGCUAUCAGUCAUCACAGGCCACCACACAAGGUGGUGGUAUCAUAGGUGGCACCCUGAACGGUGGUGGUCAGCCACAAACCAAUCAUCAUCAACAUCUCCAUCAUCAUCACAAUAGCAAUGGUGGCUCCGCCAUCAAUGGUAGUAUUGGUAAAAUUGCCGACUAUGAUCCCCUGUCCGAUGGACCACGUCCAUUACCCAAUACGGCUAGAUCAAGCACCACACUCAUCUAUAGUUCUGAUAAUCGUGCAAAUGUUAAUAACUUCUAUGCCAAGCGUAUAGGCUCCAUAGCUGAUAUUGAUCCUGUUAAUGGUAUUUAUGGUUCUUUAACAGCCCAAGAACAACAACAGCAGCAGCAACACCACAUGUCCAAUCACAAUAUGCAACAGCCACAAUAUUAUCAACAAAUGCCGGCGGUAAUGCAGCAGCAGCAACAACAAAAUCAUCAAUCACAACAUCACAAUCUGCAGCAACAGCAGCUGCAACAACAACAAAAACAGACCAAACAAAAUUUGCGUAUCUAUCGUGCCCUCUAUGACUACGAGGCCCAAGAUGUCGAUGAGGUUAGCUUCCGUGAAGGUGAUAUAAUUUUCGAGGUUGAGUCCAUUGAUUCUGGCUGGAUGACCGGACGCGUGGAACGAACUGGCAAAACUGGCAUGCUACCCGCCAACUAUGUUGAGCAAGCGGUUAUAUAAUAGGAAAUGCAUGCCAGCGAUAACAACCAUCACCAUGGGCAGCAGCAGCAACAGCAACAACAUUCUGAAACCAAUGGCAAGAUACCACUAGCCAAUGGUAAUGGUCAUCUCAGCAAUGGCAGCAUUCACCAAAACAACAAAACGAACACCAACAACAAUGCCAAUAACAACUCCAACACCACCACCACCACCACUACCCACAACAACCACACUAGUGGCAACCAUAACGAUGUCAUUGUCAACAAUAUCCUGAACAACAGCAACAAUAUCCCUGCCACCUCGUAUGCAUCGUUGCAUUCACCCUCACCCACACCAACAAAAGGUUGUUGUUGUAAAAAUCACAUAUUAGUUGUAACCAUAAUGUGCAUUUACAUGGCACUUGUAUUUAUAAUAUUCUCCAAUGUUUUUAUGGAUGAUGAUCAGGAUCGGACCAGUAGUAAUCACAAUAAUCACAACAGCAACAACAAUUUAAAACAUAAAUCCCAAAUGAAUAGCGUUGAUGCGCAAAAUCAAAAUGAUCGCCAACAAAAUUUCUACUAUUAUUUACUAAAUCAUGUAUUCUAAGAAGAAGAAGAAGAAAAGAUGAGGACGGAGAUUUUUUUAUUUUUAUGAAUACUUUUUUGUUAAGUUAUGCAGUACCUAUAUCUACAUCUACAAGGUUUCUAAUUAUUAAUCAAAACGGAAAACAAACGCAUUUGAGUUAUUAUUUUUUAUUAUUUUUGAAGCAUUUUUCUUAAUUUAAAUAUAAUUUCAAUAAUAUUUUCAAAAUGUUAUGAAUAAAAUAAACGAUUAAUUUAUUUCUUGCUAGUAAAGAAAUGUAAAAAAUUAACGAUAACAAUAAAGAAGAAAAAUAAAAGAAACAAAUAAAUUAUUAACACAUAUACAUACCUACUUGAUAAACAAAAACUUCAACAACUUUGUGGCCUUUUUUCCAUUGGAAACAUAAUAUUUAUUUUUUUGUUUUUUGAAAACUAACCCCCUCAGCAAAUGCCUAACUAAUUUUUAGAGCUCCCCUACUAACAGCCAAGUAAUUAAUAUUUUUUUCUUUCUUUGUUUGUAAAUUGUUUGAUGAGCAGCUUUUAGUUGAUAGCGAAGGUAUGUGCGGCAGAGUGACAGAAAAGAUGAGGAAUUGAUAUUUUAUGGAAAUUAUCACCUCUACAAAUUUGCUUUUCUGAUACUCUGUGCGUAUGACAGAGUUUUUCCUUCCCAGUUUUAUCAAAUGAAACCCGGAAGAAAGAAAAACCAAAAAAAAAAAAUUAAAACACAAACAAAAGAAAUGUUGUUAUUUUGAAAUAUAUUUGAAAACCUAAAAAAAUAUUAUGUAUAAAAACAAAGUUUAUACAAUAACAAAAAUAAACAAAACUACAAAUAAACUAAAUAAAUCCCCAUAAAAUAUAUUUGAAAAAGAAAAACUAAACAUUAAUAACGAUAAUUAUUAUAAUAAAACUAAAUAAUAAAAAACAACCCUAUUUCUAUUUAUCAUAAACAUAAAAUGUCUGAAACGAAUUUCUCUUCUCUUUUUUUUAUAAAUAAAUAUAGAUCAAUAUUAAAAAGUAAAUUUAUAUAUUGUAUACAAACCGCAAAUAAUAAAACAUAUACAUACAUACAUAAAUGUGAAAUAUACAACAAAUAUAACAACAAACAAA
Musca domestica (house fly) is the source of this 4788-nucleotide messenger RNA. Its product is annotated as LIM and SH3 domain protein Lasp. The transcript is spliced from 8 exons. NCBI's taxonomy places the organism in Eukaryota, Metazoa, Arthropoda, Insecta, Diptera, Muscidae. Gene Ontology annotation, molecular function: actin filament binding. The record is from RefSeq and is a predicted model, not a curated record. Gene Ontology annotation, cellular component: focal adhesion. The coding region runs from base 947 to 3142 and encodes 731 amino acids.